Molecule: messenger RNA, 975 nt
Organism: Paramecium tetraurelia
Lineage: Eukaryota; Ciliophora; Oligohymenophorea; Peniculida; Parameciidae
Exons: 4
Source: RefSeq, a predicted model, not a curated record
AUGAGAAUGAAUUAAGAAUUAGAAUAAUAAAGAAGAGCAUUGAAGGAAGAUUAUAUAAAAUUCAAAAAUAAAGAUUCAAAUUAUGAGGAUGAUAACUAUGAUGAGAAUCUGGAUUACGAUGAGAAUGAAUUCAAUGAUGUAUAUAAAGAUGAUAGCGAUUAAGAGUAAGAUUUAUAGUAAUAGUAAAAUUAUGACUCUUCUGAAGAUGAAGAUUUCAAUAAUGAUGUUGCUGUUCAAUAGAUGGUAAAUCAGGUUAGAAACAUCAAGAGUGCUGACCAAAAUAGAGAUAGUCAAUAGCCUAUAAAAUAUGAUGACAAAAAAUAAGAAAUCUUAGAAUAAGAACUAAUAGUAGAUGAAUAAAAAAAAAUAUUAAGAAUGUAAAGUUUGAAAGCAGAUGCCUUGAAAUAGGAAUUAGAUAAUAUACUAUAAUAAAACAAGAUGAAAGAAAAUUUAAUUUAAGAAAUAGAAUUGAAAGGGAAGAACAUUGUUGAUUAAACCAAAAAGUAUAAUGCCCAAAUUGUUAGUUUGAAUGAAAAAUACGAAUAAUUCAGAUAAAAAUUAUUGGAAGCUUAAUAAAAGACUAAAGCGUCAGAAAAAGAAAAUCUGGCAAUCACAAAAGAAAUAGAAUCAGUUAAGAAGGAAUAUAGAAAAAUUGAUGCAGAAGCUAAUAAAAAAGAUAUUGGAAUAAAUAGAACAGUUGAAUAAAUUUAAAAGUUGAAAUUAGAACAAUAAAAAAAUAAAUUAUCUAAUAAUGAUAAAUAGAGCGAUUUAUCUUUAAAUAUAGACUAAUUCAAAAAGGAUAAUUAAAGAAUUGAACAAUAAAUAACAGAAUCACUUCAGGCUUUAAAGAAAUAGUUAAAAUUAAUUGACAUUCUUAAAAGAUAACGUAUUCAUAUUAUUGCAGCAAGAAUGUUUUAAUUCAUAGAAUCAGAUUUUGCUAAAACUACUGAUCUUAGUAACAAAAUAUAAUACUGA